UGCUCAGUAAGCCAAGCAAGGGCCCUCCGGUGCACAGCCCGCCCCCGCCGCGGAGGUGCCGGUGGAGCUCGAUAUCCGGCGAGUCUCCGCCUCGCUUUUGCAGCUAGGGGUGUGUUUCAGGGGGGAUUGGGGCAAACCAAGCAGGCGAGGACCCGGGCCUGUGCCGCUGUUUGCCUGUCCCUCAUCCCUCGGCACCAAGGCUACUCGAGCCCCAGGGUGUUUUUCCCUUGUUCCCGCCACCUCCUAGUCCCUGGCCCAACAUGAUACUGACCAAAGCUCAGUACGAGGAGAUAGCCCAGUGCCUAGUGUCUGUGCCGCCCACCAGGCAGAGCCUGAGGAAGCUGAAGCAGAGGUUUCCCAGUCAAUCGCAGGCCACUCUGCUGAGCAUCUUCUCCCAGGAGUACCAGAAACACAUUAAAAGAACACAUGGCAAACAUCAUACUUCAGAAGCAAUUGAAAGUUAUUACCAGAGGUACCUGAAUGGAGUGGUGAAAAAUGGAGCUGCCCCAGUGCUCCUGGACUUGGCCAAUGAGGUGGACUAUGCACCCUCAUUAAUGGCUCGGCUUAUACUGGAGAGGUUUCUACAGGAACAUGAGGAAACUGCACCCUCCAAGUCUGUUAUAAAUAGUAUGCUACGGGACCCUUCUCAGAUUCCAGAUGGAGUUCUAGCAAAUCAGGUCUAUCAGUGCAUUGUGAACGACUGCUGUUAUGGACCACUGGUGGACUGCAUCAAGCAUGCCAUUGGUCAUGAGCAUGAAGUCCUGCUGAGAGACUUACUUCUAGAGAAAAACCUGUCCUUCCUUGAUGAAGAUCAGCUCCGUGCAAAGGGUUAUGACAAAACACCAGACUUUAUUUUACAAGUACCAGUUGUAAUGCUUUGUCCCUUAGCUGUAGAAGGGCACAUAAUUCACUGGAUUGAAAGCAAAGCCUCAUUUGGUGAUGAAUGUAGCCACCACGCCUACCUGCAUGACCAGUUCUGGAGCUACUGGAAUAGAUUUGGGCCAGGCUUAGUCAUCUAUUGGUAUGGAUUUAUCCAGGAGCUGGACUGCAACCGGGAAAGGGGCAUCCUGCUCAAAGCCUGUUUCCCUACGAACAUUGUCACCUUAUGCCACAGCAUAGCUUGACCCUGAAGAUCCUGGAAGAGAAGCUGGGAGGAAAAGAGACCCAGCGUUGCAUUACCAUCAUGGAAUAAUCUAGCACAAACCUAGGAAAGCUGAAGCCACCUUUGCACUCACCUGCAGAGCUCCAGAAGACCUUGAUGGCAGCCCGCCCAUGCUGUGUGUUUGCUGUAUUCGAUCUUUACGGCUUCCUGACUUCUGUGACAGUAAGCCAAGCUGCAAAAAUACACUUGAUGAGAAUUU
Piliocolobus tephrosceles (Ugandan red Colobus) is the source of this 1361-nucleotide messenger RNA. RefSeq names its product CDAN1 interacting nuclease 1 (gene CDIN1). Lineage: Eukaryota; Metazoa; Chordata; Mammalia; Primates; Cercopithecidae. The transcript is spliced from 12 exons. The record is from RefSeq and is a predicted model, not a curated record. The coding region runs from base 261 to 1124 and encodes 287 amino acids. Gene Ontology annotation, cellular component: cytoplasm; nucleus. Gene Ontology annotation, biological process: erythrocyte differentiation.